CCUCCUCUUACUUCUUUUUCUCCUUCUACUUCUCCUCUUCUUUCUUCUCCUCUUUUUCUUCUUCUUCCUCCUCCCUCUCCUCCCCCAUCCCCCUGCCCCAUUGAUGUGUUAUUAUUGGGGGGGCUGGAGCAGUAAAAAAAGAAGGAGGAAAAAAAGAGCGGGGCUCGGCCAGGAGAGCUUGAGCGCGAGGCUGACCGGCGGCGGCAGUGGCCGCGAUGGAAGAACUUACGGCGUUCGUCUCCAAGUCUUUUGACCAGAAAGUGAAGGAGAAGAAGGAGGCCAUCACGUACCGGGAGGUGUUGGAGAGCGGGCCGCUGCGCGGGGCCAAAGAGCCCGGCUGCGUCGAUCCGGGCCGCGACGACCGCAGCAGCCCGGCAGUCCGGGCGGCCGGCGGAGGCGGCGGCGCGGGAGGAGGCGGAGGCGGAGGCGGAGGAGGCGGAGGAGGUGCUGGAGGAGGAGGAGCAGGCGGAGGAGCUGGAGGAGGGCGCUCUCCCGUCCGGGAGCUGGACAUGGGAGCCGCGGAGCGGAGCAGGGAGCCCGGCAGUCCGCGGCUGACGGAGGUGUCCCCUGAACUGAAGGAUCGCAAAGAGGAUGCGAAAGGGAUGGAGGACGAAGGCCAGACCAAAAUCAAGCAGAGGCGAAGUCGGACCAAUUUUACCCUGGAACAACUCAACGAGCUGGAGAGGCUUUUCGAUGAGACCCACUAUCCAGACGCUUUCAUGCGCGAGGAAUUGAGCCAGCGACUGGGGCUCUCUGAGGCCCGAGUACAGGUUUGGUUUCAAAAUCGAAGAGCUAAGUGUAGAAAACAGGAAAAUCAACUUCACAAAGGUGUCCUUAUAGGGGCUGCUAGCCAGUUUGAAGCUUGUAGAGUUGCACCCUAUGUCAACGUAGGUGCUUUAAGGAUGCCAUUUCAGCAGGAUAGUCAUUGCAACGUGACGCCCUUGUCCUUUCAGGUUCAGGCGCAGCUGCAGCUGGACAGCGCCGUGGCGCACGCGCACCACCACCUGCAUCCGCACCUGGCCGCGCACGCGCCUUACAUGAUGUUCCCGGCACCGCCCUUCGGACUGCCGCUGGCCACGCUGGCCGCGGACUCGGCCUCCGCCGCCUCGGUGGUGGCCGCCGCCGCCGCCGCCAAGACCACCAGCAAGAACUCCAGCAUCGCGGAUCUCAGACUGAAAGCUAAAAAGCACGCGGCCGCCCUGGGUCUGUGACACUGGCGCCAGCGCCACGGUCGGUGGAGCCUUCUAAGCGGCGCGAUCCUGCACGCCCUCCGCGACCGACCGGCUGCUUCUCCCGCACCCGCUUCCAACCGUCACCCAGGCUUGUCCCUUCCCCGCUGACUGCCGCCUUUUCUUUCUGCACCCUGGAUCCCCAGGGCGGGACUCUGCGCUGGACCCGGGAUCCCACGAGGGCCACCAGCCCAGGGGCUCCUGCCCACCCGCCCUUGGGACUAAAUUUCGGCUUUGUAGGAGCGGGUUUGGGGAAGUCUGGAUAGAGACUGGACAAAGGAGUGUGUCCACAGUGAGAAGUGGAUAGCGCCACAGCUGCGGCGAUGGACUCGUUCAUAGGAAUAAAAUCUUGCUAACAGCAAAUGA
Mus pahari (shrew mouse) is the source of this 1595-nucleotide messenger RNA. RefSeq names its product short stature homeobox 2 (gene Shox2). The record is from RefSeq and is a predicted model, not a curated record. Bases 216 to 1211 code for a protein of 331 amino acids. Gene Ontology annotation, cellular component: nucleus. The transcript is spliced from 5 exons. Gene Ontology annotation, biological process: regulation of transcription by RNA polymerase II. Gene Ontology annotation, molecular function: DNA-binding transcription factor activity, RNA polymerase II-specific; sequence-specific double-stranded DNA binding. Lineage: Eukaryota; Metazoa; Chordata; Mammalia; Rodentia; Muridae.